UCUCGCUUAUCUACCUCUUUUAGCUUUCUGUCCAGCUUAUUGUUAGCUUCAAUUUAUAGCGCCAUCGUUGAACUCGAUUCGCUUCUCAUUUUGCGUGGUGGUUGUGGAAUAAAAUUUUCAAAUUUCACUGAUUUCCAAUAAACAAAAGUUGUCAGAACAAUUUUAGAACUUAUCGGCACUCAAUUCGUGACACAAAAUCUUACAUUUGGAAAAAACUAAAUAUAAAAAAAAGCACUAAUUUUGAACUAACAAAUGUCAAAAUCUUCAAAAACCUCUAUUAGAAGCUACGGAAAACAAGGAACAAGAAAGAAAGUCAAGAAUUGUGAGAGCUUGUGGAAACCGUUCGGGUUCUGUUGCAAUAUUAACAACAGCGAUAAUGAGACACGUUAUGAUCAGCGCAGACCACCUUUUACAUCUUCCCUGGUGGCCCUAUCGCCAAUUCAUGGAUCGCCUACGCUUAAUUUCCACUAUCAAUAUACCGAACCUGCUGCUCAUAUCAAACGCAAAGUGUCAAAAGGGAAAUCGAAAUCGAAAGAUUGGAAUUUGGAGGGCAAUCCAUGCGUGCUAACUGGUGGACCAUUAUUAUGGUAUCAAGAGGACGAAAUUGAGAUAGCUAAAAAUCAGUUUUGGGAGGAGAAACAAAUGCUUUACAACAAGGAAGCUGACAGAAAUGCACUCAUUGGAGAAAAAAAAGUCAAGACAAAGUUUGAUGAGGUGACAGACACAGCUGCUCCACGGUGGUACCAAGAUCUUUCAAUUCUCCAGAUGAAACAAGUCCUAGCACUCGGAGAGACAAUGACUGCCGACUAUGAAGAAACUAUUACUGUUCGAACACAAAAUGCUCUUGCCACAAUCGGCGUGACGUCUACGUUAUUCAAAAUUGCUCCACAAAUUAUUAAAAAGCUACAGCGAAGUACCAGACUCGAGCCUAUUCAAUUUCUGCGCGAGAUUUACAAAAAAGUGACUGGACAAUAUUUUGAAGACGAAGAAUACAAGAAGACCUAUGACUGUAACGAGAGAAUUAUUUUGUCGGCAAUUGCAUUCCUGGCACUGCCUAAUACGGUGAUUGCAUUGAACAAAAGGUUACCAUGGAUCAAAAAACCGGUGUUUCCUUCCAAACCCGAUCCCCCACAGACUUCGACAAUUCGUCGUGGACUCUACAAAUCGCCCUAUCAGGAGCCGCUUUUCGGAAUACCCGAUUGGGUGACGUACAGAAAAAGUCUGGAUAAAUGGUACGAAAAAUGCAAGCUCGUACCAAGGCCCAGAGUAAUUCUUCCGCAACUGAAGACAAAACAAUCAAAUAACAAAGUGAAUUUCGAAGAAAUGAAUUCCAGCGACCUCGGCCAGAGUCUCACACCCGACAAGAAUAAUUGGCACGAUUCAAGAACAGAGAAACAAUCAGAAACAAAUCUGCAAGAGAAUGAAAAAAGUUCAGGAGUUUCCGGUGCAUUGGUUAAUUUCUCUGUUCCGAGUCUACCAGGUGGAGAUAAACAAACUUUUGACUUCACCUUCUCCGGACUCGGGGAAAGUCCUGGCCCUGUCAAUUAUAAAAUCUGUGGCACCCUGAAUCCACCUUUUCCAAAAAGAAAAUCAUGGCUCGGAGAAAAGGAGGCCCACUAUGUCGUGUCAGGAAUAUGGGAGCACGAGGAUCCUCCACAAUGUCCGGUGACCUACGUGAUGACCGGGAUCUCUUCCGUAACUCCUGACAACAGCGACGAACAAUUUUUUGCAGAAUUAAAGCUGGGCGAUGGUCCCCAGCGAGUGUAUCCAGCAGGUAGAAAAAAUUUGUCAAAAAAUUGGCAAGAGUGGCUACAGGAUGCGGAUGAAGAAUUCUUAAAAGUUGAGCGCGAGGCCAACAAACUUAUAAAGAGUGUCAAAGCUACGAUGAAACUUGUCAUACCUGAAAACCGAUGCGACGCUUGUUGUUCAUGCAGGCAAACAAGAAAGACUAAUCUGAAGGAGCAUGCGACUAAAUCUCCAUAUCUGGUCAUCGAUAGCAUCGCAGUGGGCGAUAAUCAGGAUAAAUACAUCGUCGGAUCCUUGGCUUUGCAUUCCCCGGCACCCAGCCCUGAGGAAUCGACGGUGAAUUUGCUGGAAGUGAUCGCAUCUAGGGAAACGCUUCAGAAGAAGCUUGUCAUAAACGGCAUCACCAACGACAAUGGAGAAACGACGUACUACAUUUCCGGUGUCAUCCAGGAGACGGAACGCAUUCCUAAAACAACCGUCUUCCACGAACGUCCUCCGAAACCACUACGCAACGUACCGCCCUGCGCUUGCACGAUCGAACAAAUGUUCAACGAAAAAAUAAUCCCCAGUGCGAGUGGCGACAACAUACCGCAGACCAAGAAAAAGGGGAUUUGUUUUGGACGAAAAUACAGGCCGAACGAAUCACCAGCUUUUACGUGCAAAGAAUAUCCGGAUGACAAAUCUUGCAGGAGGAAUCCGUUCGACAACAAACUGAAAAGAGGAAUUCCCCAGGAGACUGACGAUUCGAGUGACGGGCCACCAGGAGAAAAAAAAAUGUUCACGUUACCCGCGUUCAGCCCUUGCGGAGACGAAGAUGGCAUGGCGGUCUGCGGUGGACCAUGGGGAACCAAAAAUGUGACGGACCCAAAGGUUCUGGCCGCUCGGGAGGCCGAAGCCAAGGAAUUAAUUAGGAGUGCUGCAAUUGCGGCCUCGAAAGCGCGCAAGGCUGCUGCGAGAAAGGACGAGGACGAUGAAGACACCGAAGAAGAGGAAGACUCGGACGAUGAGAAGAGAAAGAAGUUGAGCCCGAGAGAGCUUGCAAAAAUAGCGAAAGAAGAAGCAGCUGCGAAGGAGAAGUUAAGAAGAAGUAAAUUGAAACGUGAUAAACUCUGUUCGGAAAGAUUUACCGACGAGACCGAUGUCAUUGAUGACGAUAAAACUCCAGCGAACAAAAGCCCACCCGUGUAUUGCGAUUUCGAUAAUCCGUGGAAUAGAAUGCGAACGGCGCCCACCGUAAAUCCGUGGGAAAAUGAAUACGAAUGUUCUUUGAAACUUACACAGCCGGUAUCGCCUUCUUCUGAGCAUGAAUCGGCUAAAAAAGGCACUCUCAAGAUCACAGAGGGCACCUUGAAACUGAAAAAAGGGAACGAUGGUGGAGAAGAUAAGAAAAAUCACGAUCUUCGUGAAAAACGAGAUAAAAACAGAAGCAACGAUGGAGAAAAUUAUAAAAAAGAAAAGGACAAAGUCGAAAUUAUUUAUGGCGGCAAGCAGGUGACUACUAGACCGCAAGAAUCACGCGAAGCGGAUUCCAAAAGAAAUCUGUCAUCGGGCUUGGACAGCAAGCCAAAAAAGGCCACGCAAGAAACCUCGAGGUCUCAUUUAUCUACAAAGAAUAAAACACUGAAAGUGAUCGAUAGAGAUUCUGGUAAAUCUCGGGCUGUCAAGGAAGACUUAGGGCGCAAGAGGAAAUCUUUGCCGGACGAAUCAGAACCAGGUAAACUGCGAAGUAAGAAGCCAAUGAUAAAAAAUGAUUGCGGAAACGGACGACACGAAGAUUGGGCAAAAAUAAAUAAAAGAUUGCAGCCCCAUAAGUUACCCAGGUCCAAAAGCAAUGCCAAGUCUGAAAAACUUAAGUCCGUACAGGCCACCCGGUCAUCGUCACCUACUCGCCAACCUCGGUCGCCAAACAAAAUUGAUGAAAAAUCGACAGAUUAUAUAGUCAGACCGGCAAUUAUUCCAACUGAGCAACGUCUACCUUGUCAGAGGGAAAAUAUGCACCUUAAUGAACAACUCGAUGAUUGUGAAUGUUCCCAUGAGAAAGACCAAGAAGGAAUCGAUGCGGUCACCGAUAGUAGCACAGGUCCAUUUGGGUGGCGGACUGAAUCGCAGCAAAAAAUGCCUCGAGAAAAAACCUUAGUCUACCUUACGGAACCGGACAAUCCUGUUGAAAUGAUAAAAGUGAGAAAAGGUGGACGGCCAUGUAUGUGCAGAGAAAAUAGAAAUAAAAAGAAAAUCCUACUGUAUAGCAUUGGAGGACAAGUUAGCGUUGGAAAAGGUAAAAGAGGAAUGAAUCAGGCUCAGCUUAUAGAAGGAGUAACUUAUGUGACACCCCCGCAAAGCCAGAGAAACAGCAGCGAAUAUAUCCCUGAAUACGAACUGUUCGAAUCUCCGUACAAAUCUUGUGUACGAAAACAGUCUGACAAGAAAUUAAAGUACUUGCAAAAACUUUCAACGCCCUGCGGUCUUCGAUCUCUACGUGAUCCAAAUACUGAACCUUGCCCAUGUGGACUGGAUGUCGAUGGAAAAAGUGAAAAAACACUUUUUGAAAGAAACGCUAUCGAUUCUAGCCUGAGCACCUCAGCCUCCAAAAGGAAGAGCUGGUCUGCAGCGAUCAAAGAUGAAGGAUUAAUCGACUACUUCGCUAAUCCUCAAGACUCCGUACCGUGUUGGUUAAAGUGUGCGAAAUUUGACAAACCUGGUUGCUGUAUAAAACCGAAGUUACUGCAGGUUAAAAAACCUGUCUGCGAAUGCAGGUACGAAAGAAGGGUCGUCAGAAGGGAAGAAGAGAAGCAGAAAUGGGUGGAUCGUCAGCGUCGUCUCAAAGAUGCUAAAAAAGAACCGUACCUGCAAGUUGAGGGGACGUCCAGACCGAUGCAGCGAGAUACAAAGCUGAUGAUUUCGUCGGUCAAAAAAGUCUUACGGGAUGGCGAGUUCAUCCCCGAAACACAAUACUGCGUAUCCGGAGUAGCUGAAAACUAUUGCAUGGGACCUGUUGAACGUAUUAUUCCGGGAAUCACUAUGCAGAGUCCUGUGAUUACACCGGAACCGAGCAAACCAGAUAUUUUAUGCAUGUGCGGACACAGACACUGGUCUCCGAUGGAUGUUAGAGCGGAUAAAACAAAGCCAGAAGACCAAUCGGUGCGACCAAAAGGCGACUAUCCCUGUAGAGGCAGAGAGCAGCAGGAAAUAACUGGGGCUAACAUUGCUAUGAAUUGUGAAAAAAGAAGUACAGACUCCGAUAACAAUCUACCUUCUUAUACCAAAAGUUGUGGGGAUAGUGGUGGAGCUUCUAUUCCAGGUAUCGUUGGAAAGAGAAAGUCUACUGGAAAAAAUAAGAGUGGAAGAAACUUGGAUGAAAGUCCAAAACAAGAUACAAAGAAGUUGACAUUUCAUAUGAAUAAAAAAUCUGCAACCGGUGCUAGAGAUGAGAAACUUAGCAAACGAGAGACAGAAAAUUUCAAGAGCACUGGAGUAAUGUCGAAAUAUGGAAAUGUCCAUGAUGACAUCGCGACGCAGGAUAUAUCGAGCCAUAAAGAUGAAACAAAUUUAUUUGAUCUGAUGAAGAUGGAACUCAAGAAAAUGGCUAACGAAGAUUUUAUCCUAGCAAAAUUGCCUGAAAGCUGGUCUAUGCCUCAGUUGAAAUCAUGGAUCGAAUACCGAGAAGGAAAAGUUUAUAAUUAUUCCAUGAAGGAAGAGUUGUGCGAACAUUCAAAGAAAACUUGGGCUAUGAUGGAACAGCGUAAGAAACCUAUAAUUCCACCACCCAGCUUAGGUCUGCGUCCAGCUAAAGUUGUUAAUAUGACUUUUGAUCAAGUAGAUGAAUUGAAAAAAAAGAUUCCUAUUGUCAAAGCGAAAUACUACAGUCAGUUGCGCAAAAUGCGUGUGUCCGAAGCUCGGUCUUAUUGGCAUACGAUGGAAUUUGGGAAAUUUCCAAGCCUAAGUUUCAAAGAAACAUAUUUCACAUACAUGCCUGGAAAAGAAGCUGACGGGCAUGUAUUUCGGCCAUGGAAAUUGGAUGACUCCAAAGAAAGAUAACUCUGAAAUCGUGUAAACUUGCACUCAAGCUCGCUCAAUCACCUGCGAACCGCUGCGAACAUUAUUGUCAUGAUUGUAUUGAUGGUUGUUCCGAGUAAAUUAAAUCAGCGUCAUAUUCACAGUGCCAAAAAAUUUGAAUGUAAACUGAUCUUGUAAUCGUAAGACAGAAUAAAUCAAUAACGAAUACAAAACCGAGUCUCAUAUUUUUACUCAUCUCCGAUCAUCGGCCGAUUGAUCCUUAACAUAACCUAUCUUAUUCAAAGAAUACAUGCGAGUUAUCGGGCUCUCCGGGUGCGGAGGAAAACAAAUUAAUUGCAGAGUUAUUGGAUACAACCGACAAUGUCGAAUUACGGGUUAACUAGGAAUAUUGUCAGCAUGACAAGUCGAUUGUUGUGGCGUUCCUCGUACCGAUCUGUAAACACGACUACCGAAGUUCCAAAUAAUGAAGAUACUGAUGAUCUCCCAAUCAAGAUGGACAACCCAUUUGCAAGAGAAACAAUUAAAUGCAUCUUAUGCACACAUAAUAUAGAACCAGAUUA
This is a messenger RNA of Athalia rosae (coleseed sawfly), 6320 nucleotides long. RefSeq lists its product as uncharacterized. Bases 253 to 5781 code for a protein of 1842 amino acids. The record is from RefSeq and is a predicted model, not a curated record. Lineage: Eukaryota; Metazoa; Arthropoda; Insecta; Hymenoptera; Athaliidae. The transcript has 12 exons.